Sardina pilchardus (European sardine) is the source of this 2369-nucleotide messenger RNA. RefSeq names its product zinc finger protein 696-like. The transcript is spliced from 2 exons. Bases 66 to 2135 code for a protein of 689 amino acids. Lineage: Eukaryota; Metazoa; Chordata; Actinopteri; Clupeiformes; Clupeidae. The record is from RefSeq and is a predicted model, not a curated record.
AAGAACAUGAAGCGAAGAAGACAACACAAGAAUAACGAAAGAUUUUCUUUUUGAGCGCUACGGCAAUGCAAAGAUUUUCUCCUCUCAAGGCUCAGGCAGCUGGCUGGUCCAGCAGUGAGGAGUCAGACCAGGAAGAGUCUCAUCCCCCUCGGACCGUUCCCAUGGCAACGUGGAAGGCUAAAGCAAGGGAAGAGGAGCAGUGUGGCGUCAGAUGGGGAGGAAGGGGCUGGACGGAGGAGGAAGAGGUGAAAGAAGAGGAGGAGGAGAAGAAAGAGGUGAAAGAGGUGAAAGAAGAGGAGGAAGAGAAAGAGGUGAAAGAGGAGGAGGUGGAGAAAGAUGAGGAGGCAGAGAAAGUGAAAGAAGAGGAGGAGGAGGCGGAGCAGAAUGUGAAGGGUUCAGGUGCCAUAGAUGGAGAAGAUGAAGAAGACAAAGAGCACGAACUGGUCGCACACCGGAAUUCAACUUGCACCCGUGUGUCUUUGGCUACUAAGUAUAAACACAUUGACUCCCACCACUCACUGGUAAAGCACUCCAGCAAAGGGGGUGACCAAUCAGAGAGCAAGGAGGCAGAUGAUGCCGUUAACGAUGGACAAGGAAGUGAUGGAGAUCACAACCAAUCAGAGAAUGAUGAUGCAGGCAGGAGGAAGGAGUCAGUGAAAAGGAGGCGGGGCUGGAGAAAGACCAGCAGGAGAGAGGAGCCAAAACAGAGGAGAGGGAGGAAGAAACAAACCAGGGAGGAAGAAAGUGAUGGAGAGAUCGACGGAGAGGAAGAGAGUGAUGGAGGAGAGAGUGAUGGAAAAGAAGAAAGGGAUAGAGAGAGUGAUGGAGAGGAGAAGAAGGAAGAUGUUAGGACCAAAUGCAAACGUGCACAGAAUAGACAAGUCCAUAGCACAAGAAGAGCCCGAGAGGGCCAACGUUAUGGAGACGAGGAAGAGGAGAAGAACGAUGAGGAAGACUCAGAGCAAGAUGUAUCAACCAACACCAAACAUGUCCGCAACAGAGCAAGGGCUAGAGAGAAGAGAAGUGAUGGAGGAGAGAGUGAUGGAGAGGAGGAGGACGAGAAAGAAAAGAGUGAUGCGGAGGAGAAGAGUGACGGAGAGGAAUCACAGCAGGAUGUAGUGACCAAACGGACUCAGGUGUGCGCCAGAUCGCGGGUCGACGAUCAGGAAAGCGGCGGGGAAGAGCGUCACACAUCAGACAGAGACGCUCCACUGAGGCGGAGUCAGAGGAAGAGGCUGUGUGUUAAAGAUGUUAGCGUCGCCACGACGGACGACAGCGAAUCAGAAGAGGAUGCGCGUACCAGGAAGACCGGAACGAUACGCAGUAGGAAGAGAGCGGCCAGCGACGAGGAGGACGGAGCGGUCAAGCGAGCGGGGAGGGGCCGUAAGAAGAUGGGCCCCUUCAUCUGCGAGACGUGCGGCAGGCUGUGUGAGAACAGGGCCACCAUGAACAGGCACCAGCUCACCCACACGGGCGAGAAGCCCUUCGUGUGCGAGGAGUGCGGCAAGCGCUUCGUCAACGCCACCAACCUGCGCAUCCACCAGACGGUGCACGCCGGCACCAAGGACCACAUGUGCAACGAGUGCGGCGUGCAGUUCACGCACCUGGCCUACCUGAAGCGCCACCUGCGGCGACACACCAGCGAGCGGCCGCACACCUGCGCCCAGUGCGGCAAGGGCUUCCUGCAGAAGUACCACCUGGAGCGGCACGAGCGCACGCACAAGCUGCUCAGGUGCGGCGCGUGCGGCGAGACGUUCGGCCGGAGCCAGACCCUGGCGGCGCACCUGCGGAAGGAGCACCCUGGCGAGGAGGUGAUGGAGGAGGUGGAGGAGGAGGAAGCAACGGCGGCGGCGGAAAGCUCCGGAAAGGCCCGGGGUGGGACUGCGUGCGACCUGUGUGGGAAGGUGUGUCUGGGUCCGUCCCAGCUGCGGGUGCACAUGCGCGUGCACACAGGCGAGAGGCCGUACAGAUGCCUCGUGUGUGAGCGCCGCUUCGCUCAGAGGAGCCAGCUCAACGCUCACCAGCGCACACACACCGGAGAGAAGCCCUGGGAGUGCCCACUCUGCCUCAAGUCCUUCACCCGCCGGACCUACAUGGACCAGCACAGGCGCAACACUCACGGGGAGAAACUCUAAUCUUACAACUCAAGACAGCACACACACACACACACACACACACACACACACACACACAUAGGACACAUUGAUGUUACAACUUAAGGCAGCACACAUACACAAGUAAACUAGGACACACUGAUUCUACAACAAAAAGAUACAAAUUCAAAAUUUCUUGGCAACACAUAUGCACAAUCAUGAUGUGACUCAGGGCUACACAGAUACACACACACUCACACACAGAUAGGGGCAACA